Betta splendens (Siamese fighting fish) is the source of this 5128-nucleotide messenger RNA. RefSeq names its product complement C3-like. Bases 262 to 5100 code for a protein of 1612 amino acids. The transcript has 42 exons. Lineage: Eukaryota; Metazoa; Chordata; Actinopteri; Anabantiformes; Osphronemidae. Gene Ontology annotation, molecular function: endopeptidase inhibitor activity; protein binding. Gene Ontology annotation, cellular component: extracellular region. The record is from RefSeq and is a predicted model, not a curated record.
GUGACAGCUGACAGAGAACAGGAAGUUUAACAAAAUAAAACAGGACAUGGCGUGACAACAGGAAACAACUAGAACAAAAACCCAGAUCAUGACACCCCUUGUACCUAACAUAUGUGUAUGGUGCACAGACUAAAAGAAGAUACUGGGAAGUAUUGACGGCAAGUUCACAAAAGUGUAAGAGGAGGAGUGGGGGCAAAGAGGAGGAGCUAAAAGGAUUAAAAGGCUGAGACUCAGUUUAACAGUAAGAUAUGAACCAGUAGGAUGAGUGGGACCCGGCUCUGGCUACUGGCCUCUCUGGCCUUCGCCUCUCUGACCUCUCUGGCUGAUGGAGCUCCACUGAAGGUGAUGUCUGCUCCCAACUUGUUGAGGGUAGGAACAGCAGAGAACGUCUUUGUGGAGUGUCAGGACUGUAGUGGAGGAGACCAGAGGGUUGAAAUCAUUGUGAUGAACCAUCCAACCAAAACUAAAAUACUGACAAGCAAAGUUGUGACUCUUACUGCAGCAAACAACUUCCAGCAGUUCGGACAAAUAACGCUUCCUGCAUCCGACUUCAGUAAAGAUCCCAACAUGAAGCAGUAUGUUUACCUCCAAGCUCAGUUCCCUGACCGGCUGCUGGAGAAGGUCGUCUUAGUGUCCUUCCAGUCUGGAUACAUCUUCAUUCAGACAGACAAGACCAUCUACACCCCCGACACUAAAGUUUAUUACAGGCUGUUUGCAGUGACGCCACAAAUGGAGACUGUAGAGAUGACAGAACCUGAUGAUUAUGUUGAUGUUAUGAUUGUGACUCCUGAUAACAUCAUUACACCACUUGAAUCAGUGUUGUUGAAGUCAGGGAUUUUCUCUGGAGGAUACCAACUUGGUAAAAUUGCCAGUUCUGGGCGAUGGAAAGUUGUGGCCAAGUUCCAUAAACUCCCUCAGCAAAGUUACUCUGUAGAGUUUGAGGUUAAAGAAUAUGUUCUGCCCAGUUUUGAUGUUGAACUGACACCUGGGAGCUCUUUCUUGUAUGUGGACAGUCCAGAACUCAUCAUCAACAUCAAAGCUACGUAUCUGUUUGGUGAAAAGGUGGAGGGAGCAGCAUAUGUUGUGUUUGGGGUUAUGCAAAACGGUCAGGAAAAAAAAAGCUUUUCCAGUUCACUUCAGAGAGUCAUGAUUAAAAACGGCAAUGGAGCUGUUACACUAAGGAGAGAGCACAUCACACAGACGUUUCCAAACAUCCUCGAGCUGGUUGGGAAUUCCAUAUAUGUCGCUGUGAGUGUGAUCACAGACAAUGGCAGUGAAAUGGUGGAAGCAGAGUUGAGAGGUAUCCAGAUUGUCACAUCACCUUAUACCAUCAACUUCAGAAGAACACCCAAAUACUUUAAACCAGGAAUGCCCUUCGAUGUGGCGGUUGAACUUUUGAAUCCUGAUAAAACUCCAGCACAAGGUGUCCCAGUGAUGGUGGAUCCAGGUAAUGUGAAGGGCGUCACUGCAGACAACGGCAUCGCAAGCCUGACCAUCAAUACAGUAGCAGGGAUUAAGACACUGUCCAUCACUGCAAAGACCAAUGACCCUUCUACUUCUCCUGAAACACAAGCAAAGGCCACCAUGGUAGCUCAAUCAUAUACUACCAACAGCAACAACAACAUUUUCAUAGGUGUGGACACAGCAGAGGUUCAGUUAGGACAAAACCUUAAAGUCAACCUUCUUUUCAACACGCAGUCAACUCAAAACAGUGACAUCACAUACCUGAUCUUGAGCAGAGGUCAACUCAGGCAGUAUGGCCGUUACAAGAGACAAGGCCAAGUAUUAAUAACCCUGAUCGUCCCCAUCACCAAAGACAUGCUGCCGUCUUUCCGCAUCGUAGCCUACUACCAUCCAAGUGAUAAUGAAGUAGUAUCAGACUCUGUUUGGGUGGAUGUCAAGGACACAUGCAUGGGAUCACUAAAGUUGGAAUCAACACCUGCUCCAUCCUAUAAGCCCAACCAGAUGUUUGAGCUGAAGGUCACUGGAGAUCCAGAGGCCAAAGUGGGACUGGUGGCUGUGGACAAACGUGUCUACAGCCUAAACAACCAGCAUCGCUUCACUCAGAAAAAGGUGUGGGAUAUUGUGGAGAAGUAUGACACUGGCUGCACACCAGGUGGAGGGAAGGACAGUAUGGGUGUUUUCUAUGAUGCUGGGCUGUUGUUUGAGUCCAGUGCUGGUAUUGGGACUCCAUACAGACUAGAGAUGAAGUGUCCUUUCCCCAGCAGGAGGAAACGAGACACCACUACAAUGGAUGUCACGACCAUCUCAGAUAAUGAUGAUGGUUAUGUAACCAGCUCUGAAAUAGUGCCUCGUACCUACUUCCCUGAGAGUUGGCUGUGGUCAGAAAUCAACCUACAUUCUUGCCCUCGACAAAGCCCGCACUGUAAAUCUACAACACGCUUCAACACUGUCAAUUUGCCAGACUCAGUGACAAACUGGCAGAUCAUUGGUAUUAGUUUGUCUAGAACUCAGGGAAUCUGUGUUGGGGAUCCACUGGAGGUCACUGUCAGGAGGGAUUUCUUCAUUGAUCUCAGACUGCCCUACGCUGCUGUCCGUGGAGAGCAGCUGGAAGUUAAAGCAAUCCUCCACAACUACACCCCUGAUCUUAUCACUGUUCACGUGGAUCUGACAGAAGAAGUGGAUAUUUGUAGUGCAGCUUCUAAUCGUGAAAGAUAUUUUCAGGAGGUACAAGUUGAGCCCCAGACUACAGCCUCUGUUCCCUUCAUUAUUAUUCCCAUGAGGGUAGGGCAGUUCCGAAUUGGGGUCAAAGCCGCUGUUAAAGACUCAUUUUUCACUGAUGGGAUCACUAAGAUGCUGCAAGUGGUGCCUGAAGGUAUACUGGUUAAAUCUCCUCAGGUUGUAGUUCUUGAUCCAACUACAAAAGGUGCAGGAGGUAAACAAGAAGUCAUUUUCAACAGUGCUAUUCCUAAGAAGGAUUUGGUUCCAAACGCAUCUACCUAUACACAGAUCAUUAUAACAGGCAAAGGAAAUAAAGGAGUAGUGGAGAACUUUAUUAGUGGCCACUCCAUGGGUUCUCUGAUCAUUCAGCCAUACGGUCCGGGAGAGGCGAACAUGAUCCACAUGACUCUACCUGUCAUUGCAACAACGUAUUUGGAUAAAACCAACCAGUGGGAAACUGUGGGCUUUGACAAACGUAAUGAAGCCCUUCAACACAUUACAACUGGCUUCCAGAACAUGUUUGCCUUCCGUAAAUCAGACGGGUCUUUUUCUAUAUUUUCCAGCACACUAAGCAGCACUUGGCUGACAGCCUAUGUUGUCAAGGUGUUCUCUAUGGCAAACAGUCUGGUGUCAGUGCCAACUAACGUGAUCUGUGAGGCUGUCAAGUUUCUGAUCCUCAACACACAGCAGUCGGAUGGACAGUUUAGAGAAGUUUGGAGAAUUUUACAUAAAGAGAUGACUGGUGAUGUGUUUGGCACAGAUUCAGAUGCCUCCAUGACGGCCUUCUGCCUCAUCGCUCUCCAGGAAUCACGGUCACUCUGUGCUGCCUCUGUUACUUCUUUACAAAGCAGCGUAGACAAAGCUGUGACCUACCUUGAGAAGCGUCUGCCCAGCGUCACCAACCCUUAUGCUGCCAGCAUGACGUCAUACGCUUUGGCCAACGAAGGCAAACUGAACCGAGGGAUCCUCUACAAGUUUGCUUCUCCAGAAUCAUCUCACUGGCCUGCAAUCAAGGGAAAUCUUUACACACUGGAGGCCACUGCUUACGCUCUUCUGGCUCUGGUCAGGGCCAAGGCCUUUGAAGAUGCCAGACCUGUUGUGAGAUGGUUUAACCAGCAGCAGAAAGUGAAUGGAGGCUACGGAUCAACUCAGGCCACUAUGAUAGUGUACCAAGCAGUAGCAGAGUACUGGACCAGUGCUAAAGAACCAGACUAUGAACUAAAUGUGGACGUCUUGUUGCCAGACCGAUCGAUUCCUAAUAAAUACACGUUCAGCAGGGAAAGUCACUUUACAAGUGGUACAACAAGAACAAUGACAUUCAAUGACAUAAACAAAGAUGUGAAAGUGACGGCGACUGGCUCAGGAGAAGCAACAUUGACUAUGGUGUCGUAUUAUUAUGCUUUACCUAAAGAGAAGGAGAGUGAUUGUGAGAAGUUUGACAUGUCCGUGACGCUCACCCCAGAGAGACAGGCUGAUGAGAUGAUAUACACGCUGACAAUAGAUGUUUUAUAUAAGGACAAGACGCGUGAUGCAACCAUGUCAAUCCUGGAUAUCGGUUUGUUAACGGGCUUCACAGUUAACACAAAUGACCUGGAUGCAUUGUCUAAAGGUCGCGCUCGCAUUAUUUCAAAGUAUGAGAUGAACAAAGUCCUGUCAGAAAGAGGCUCACUCAUCAUUUAUCUUGACAAGGUGAGACAUCACUACUUGUGUGUUUCUUAUUCACUCUGUUCAUUCAUUCAUACUUCACCUUUGAUUUACAUUUUUAUGCAGGUUUCUCACACACAACCAGAAGAAAUCCGAUUUAGGCUCCAUCAGAAGCUGAAAGUUGGUGUCUUACAACCAGCUGCUGUGUCUGUCUAUGAAUACUACGACCAAAAACGCUGUGUGAAAUUCUACCACCCACAGAGGAAAGCUGGAGCGCUGCUGCGGCUCUGUAGAAAUGAUGAAUGCACGUGUGCUGAAGAAAACUGCAGUAUUCAGAAGAAGGACAAAGUCACUAAUGAUCAGCGCACAACUAAAUUAUGUGAAAGUACACAGAACAGCAAAAUUGAUUUUGCCUACAAAGUGAAACUGGUCAAAUUCACAGAGGAAUUGUCCAAUGACGUGUACAGAAUGGAAGUACAAAGAGUCAUCAAGGAAGGGAGCUCUGAUGUGGAUCCUGUGAAUAAAGAGCGCACGUUCCUCAGUUAUCCACACUGUAGAGUUACAUUAGAUCUGGUAGAAGGCAAAACCUACCUUAUCAUGGGCGCGUCCACUGAUAUUCACAGGGAUGGAGAGUCAUAUCAAUACAUUCUUGGUGAGAGAACCUGGAUCGAAUAUUGGCCCACAUCAGCAGAGUGUCAGACAGAGGCCCACAGAUCUACCUGUGUAGGCAUAGAAGGGAUGGAGAUGGAGUUUACCCUUUUUGGAUGUCAGUAGUAAAUUUCAAAAAAGGACGAAAAAAAAA